Molecule: messenger RNA, 830 nt
Organism: Paramecium octaurelia
Lineage: Eukaryota; Ciliophora; Oligohymenophorea; Peniculida; Parameciidae
Source: the annotation of a GenBank genome assembly
AUGAACUCUUCGUGGAUGCUUUAGGAAGCUUAAAAUUGGUUGGCUGAAAAAUUAUAGUUCACAGUAAACUUAAGCUCCCUGAAAUCAAAAAUGGUUUCAAUAUUUCUAAUACUCAUGGAAAUAUGUAGAUUAAAAAGGGAAUUAUUAUGAAAUUUUACUUCCAAUGUUAAUUUAAGGAUCGAGAAAGACUUUGUAUUUGAAUUAGAAUUACCUAACUUAAUUGCACAAAACAUAAGUAAUGAAAGAAAUGCUUUGAUUAUGAAAGCUCAGCUUUAAAAUACUGAUCCAUUGUCGAAAAAAAACUUUAAAAAAUCUGCAACUCUGAUUUUAACAUUCUUCAAUGAAGAUGAAUAUAUUUACUAAAAUGAAGAAGACAUAGAAGUAUUUGAAUAAUACAAUAGAGUGACAGUAGCUUAAAUAAUCGAUAAUGCAAGAGAAUCAUGCGAAAAUUAGUAACUUGAUGUACCUUAAAAUUAAAUAGACUAUGCUAAUGUAUUAUUAAUAAUAUUUUCAGUCGCUUUUGUACUGCUUUACUUUACUUUUAUUUUACUAAUACGAUUACAAACUAAUUAACGAAUGGCUUCAUAGGCUCCUUCCCUUAUUUAAGAUUAUAUUAAGCAAAACAAGCAUCUUAGAGAGGAAUCUUUACUUCAUAUGGUUAAGGAUAAAUGAUGCAAUUAAGUUGCAAUAGUUACAAACAACAAGGAGUAAACUAAAUAUUCCCAUUGGAUGGAAUACUGUAAUAAUAAAGCGCAAAAUUUUAAACUUUCUCUAACUAGUUAUAACAGGAUAUGGUCUAAUAACUUUAAUUCAGAAAAACUCAAAACUGA